AUGGCGCUGAUCCAGCACUGGAGUGACGGCCGUGAGAACGCACUGGAGGACACUGCGUCUUCGUUAUUAGCUGCCAGUGCCUCAGGGGAUGAGCGCCGAGUGGCCAGUCUUCUACAACAGGGCGCCGAGGUCGACGCAGUGCUGACCAACCGCUUCUUUGGGGAGACGCCGUGCGAACAGGCGCUAGAGCAUGGCCAUGUGGAAGUGGCGGAGCUGCUGCUAUCCGCCCUUUUGAGCCAACCUCAGGGCGCCCAGCACAUCUCGGAGCUCUUUUGGAGACGACUAUUAUCAGCAGCUCUGCGCAGUCAUCAGCUGUCGGUAUUGGGCUUCGUGCUGAGCUAUGAGCCCGACUUGAACUCGGACGUGCGUCACAGCGAGAAGCCGCUGUUUGACGCCGCUCGGGCUGAUGAGGCAGAAAUGCUUAAAGUUCUUCUAGCGCAUGGAGCUGACGCAUCUGGAACGGACCCAGUGGGCAGCACGUUGUUGCACAUUGCAGCGAAAUACCGCGCUAUGAAUGUGCUGGAGGUGCUCAAUGCCUCCAGUGUGAGGGAAGACGUGAACGUCGGAGAUUCACUUUUUAACACGGCGCUGCAUUACGCAGCAGACGGUGGUCAAGUGGAAGUUGCCAAAGUGUUGUUUGAGAUGGGAGCGGAUGCAAAUCUGAGCAAUAGGAGACUCACGACGCCGCUGCACAUGGCGGUGAGCAAGGCAAAAUUCAGGAUGGCCAAGCUGCUGCUGGAAGAGGGACAGGCUGAUGCUGAUGCGAGGGAUUUUCAGGGUAAUACAGCACUGUUGCUACUUGCCGCGAUGUCGUCGUCGGAUAUGGAUGAGAACGUUAGUGACAGCGAAGAGGAGGAGGAGUCUGUGCAGCUGCAAAUGGCCAAGCUGUUGAUUGAAUUUGGCGCCGAUGUGAACGCUGCGAACACAGCGACAGCUACGCCACUGCAUUGCGCUAUGCGUCGCUACGACUUCGACCUCGUGGAUCUUCUGCUAGCAACUGGUGCAGAUGUGAAUCUGCGCAAUCGCUUCGGUGAUACACCGCUGCAUCAAGCUGCACGCUUAGCGAUGUACCCAGUUAUGUGGGAAAAACUAUUGAAGCACGGCGCCAACCUCACUGCUGAAGACCGAGAAGGCCAAACCCCGAUGGAACUAAUACCAAACAAUGUGCUGCGAGCUUCCGUUGCCGAAGUCGUGGCGAGCUUGACGGAUCCCAAGAGCCACAAGUGA
Molecule: messenger RNA, 1227 nt
Organism: Phytophthora infestans T30-4
Lineage: Eukaryota; Oomycota; Peronosporomycetes; Peronosporales; Peronosporaceae
Product: ankyrin-like protein
Exons: 1
Coding region: 1-1227 (408 amino acids)
Biological process (GO): protein localization to ciliary inversin compartment
Cellular component (GO): ciliary inversin compartment
Molecular function (GO): protein binding
Source: RefSeq, a predicted model, not a curated record